CCAAACCGCUACCACAUUCUUGAACGGGUCGAGUGAGAUUUCUGCCGUAUAGGCUUUCUACUUGCAAUAUGUCAAGUGAAUCAGAUUUGAUUACGGUUCCUAUUCUUGGCAAGGAGACCGUAAAGGUUGGUUUUGGUUUAGACGAAUACGUUGCUACAGAAAUUUUGAAGGAAUUUCAAUCUUCAACGUAUGUCGUAAUUACAGAUUCUAACAUUGCACCUCAUCAUUUGGAGCCUUUUGAGCGUAUUUUUAGAGAUACUAUUAAAAAGAAUGGUGCUCAAUCGAGAUUUUUGAGCUACAUAAUUCCUCCUGGUGAAUCAUCCAAGUGUCGGGCGACAAAAGCAGAGAUCGAGGACUGGAUGCUUUCGCAAUCUUGUACCAGAGAUACUCUAUUAAUUGCCAUGGGCGGUGGUGUUAUUGGGGACUUAGUUGGUUACAUUGCUGCCACUUUUAUGCGUGGUAUUCGUUUUGUUCAAAUGCCAACAACUUUGCUAGCCAUGGUAGAUUCUUCUAUUGGCGGUAAAACCGGUAUUGAUGCUCCUCUUGGUAAAAAUUUAAUUGGCGCUUUUUGGCAACCUUUGAGAGUUUAUGUGGAUUUACUUGUAUUGCAUACCUUGCCUCCUCGCCAAAUCAUCAAUGGUUUAGCAGAAAUCAUUAAAACAGCGGCCAUGUGGAAUGAAAAGGACUUUCAAUUGUUGGAAAACAACUCUGCUCUUCUUAUCGAAGAAAUUCACAAGCCAGCAGUUUCCGGUGAAUAUAAAUUUUCCAAGAUUAAAGAUUUGCUUCAGAAGAUUAUUCUUUCUUCUAUCCGUACAAAGUGUGAAGUUGUGACUCUCGAUGAACGUGAGGGUGGUCUUCGUAACUUGCUUAACUUUGGUCAUAGUAUUGGACAUGCCUAUGAAGCCAUUUUGUACCCUCAAAUCCUUCAUGGUGAAUGUGUCGCAAUUGGCAUGAUGAAAGAGGUUGAACUUGCAAGACACUUGGGUAUCUUAAAACCCAAUGCUGUUGGAAGAUUGGCCAAAUGCCUUGUUUCCUAUAACUUACCUGUUAGCGUUAAUGACCCUAAAAUAAAAAAAUAUGCCGGCUUUAAGACUUGUCCUGUUGAGAAUCUUAUUUUGACCAUGGCCGUUGACAAAAAGAAUCAAGGAACCAAAAAGCGUGUUGUUAUCUUGAAGGCUAUUGGUGAGACGUAUGAAAAGCAUGCCACCGUAGUUUCAGACGAUGAUAUCCGCUUUGUUCUCUCUUCUGAUGUUAAGGUCGACAAUUUUACCGAAAAUUCUUUAGACGUCGUGAUUACUCCACCUGGUUCUAAGUCUAUUUCUAAUCGUGCUCUUGUGUUGGCUGCUUUAUCACAAGGUACAUGCCGUCUUACCAACAUGCUACACUCUGAUGAUACCCAGUUUAUGAUGUCUGCCUUAGAAUCCCUUGGAGCAGCCAAGUUUUCAUGGGAGGAUAAUGGAGAAACUCUUGUUGUUGAAGGUAGUGGUGGUAAAAUGAGUGCCCCUAAAGAUGCUCUUUAUUUGGGUAAUGCAGGAACAGCUGCCCGCUUCUUAACAGGUGUCUCUGCGCUAGUCCCAACUCAGGAUAAGGAACAUGGUGUGGUUCUUACGGGUAACCAUAGAAUGAAGGUUCGUCCAAUAGGUCCCUUGGUGGAUGCCUUACGAAACAACGGUUGUACAGUCGAGUAUCUAGAAAAGGAAGGUUCUUUGCCCCUUUCUACGUCUUCUUCAACCGGUUUAAAGGGUGGUGUUAUUGAACUUGCUGCCACAGUUUCUUCUCAGUACGUUUCAUCAAUCCUUAUGUGUGCUCCCUAUGCAUCCGAACCUGUUACACUUAAAUUAGUUGGCGGUAAACCAAUUUCGCAACUUUAUAUUGACAUGACUAUUGCCAUGAUGGCGUCUUUUGGUAUUAUUGUCGAAAAGUCGUCAUCGGAAGAAAACACUUACCAUAUACCUCGUGCCAAGUACCAGAGUCCUUCUAAGUACGAAAUCGAAAGUGAUGCUAGUUCUGCUACUUAUCCUUUAGCAAUUGCUGCUAUUACUGGAACAAAAUGUACUGUUCCUAAUAUUGGAAGUGCUUCUCUGCAAGGUGAUUCUCGUUUUGCUAGGGAUGUACUAAAGCCUAUGGGAUGCUUAGUUGAACAGACCGCUAACAGUACGACGGUUCAAGGCCCCCCUAAGGGUCAGUUAAAGCCACUCGAGUCUAUUGAUAUGGAAACCAUGACGGAUGCCUUUUUAACUGCUUCUGUUGUGGCUGCAGUAUCUUCCAAUGCUGAGGGUGACCCUAUCACUCGUAUCACUGGUAUCGCCAACCAAAGAGUUAAGGAAUGUAACCGUAUUGCUGCGAUGGUUCAUGAGUUGGCAAAAUUCGGUGUCCGUGCUGGUGAAUUAGAAGACGGUAUUUAUAUUUUUGGUCAAGACUACAAGACGUUGAAAUCUCCUACUGAUGGUGUCUAUACUUACGAUGACCAUCGCGUUGCUAUGGCCUUUAGCUUGUUGGCUCUCCUUACACCUUCACCUACUGUUGUUAUUGAUAAAGCAUGCGUCGAGAAAACAUGGCCCUAUUGGUGGGACGUCCUUAAACAGUCAUUCAAGGUUUCACUUUACGGUUCUACCGUUGAACAAGUUGAGCAACAGAAUCCUUUGAGCAAGAAUGCUUCAAUUAUAUUAAUCGGUAUGCGUGGAGCUGGUAAAACAACAAUUGGUAAAAUAAUUUCGAAGCAGCUUAAUAUGAAGUUUAUUGAUUUGGAUGAGUGGUUGGAGGAUCGCUUGGCUAUGCCCAUCACUCAGGUAAUAUUCAAACUUGGAUGGGAUGCUUUUCGUCUUGAAGAACACAAAUUACUUCGUGAAUUCAUCCAAGAACGUCCUUAUGGAUUUGUUGCUGCUAGCGGAGGUGGUGUAAUUGAGAUGAAUGACUCACGCAAGUUGCUUGAAAAUUAUGUAAAGAGCGGGGGCAUUGUUUUACAUGUUCAUAGGAAUAUUGAUCACAUAGUUUCUUAUCUUUCAAAGGACAGCAGUCGUCCUGCUUACAAAGAUCAAGAAAACAUUCGGGAUGUGUAUGCACGACGCCAUGAAUGGUAUCGUCAAUGCCGCUCACACUAUUUUAUCAGCCCUGUUUUGGAUGAGAGAGUAGUAGAGGAAAAGAUAGAAUAUUCAAUGUCUAGAUUUUUGGAAGUUAUUACGGGUAAAUCUCAAUCUCUGCAAAAGCUUAAGGAGAAGAAGCGGUCUGCAUUCUUGACUUUGAAUUUCCCUGACGUCCAACAAGCUCUUCCCCUAUUAAAUGAUGUGACUUUGGGAUGUGAUGCUGUUGAAAUUCGCGUUGAUCACUUGAAGGAUCCUAAAGGUAAGAACGGUGUUCCGACGUUAGAUUUUGUAGCAGAGCAGGUUGCUUUGCUUCGAUGUCACACCCAUUUACCCAUUAUCUUUACUGUUCGUACGAAGAAGCAGGGCGGAUUAUUCCCUGACGACAAAGAGGCAGAUGCUCUUGAGCUAAUUUUAUCUGCUAUUCGUUACGGUAUCGAUUAUGUUGAUGUCGAAUUGGGAUGGAGUAUUGAAAGUAUAACGAAAAUCUUUGAACACAAGAGAAAUACUAAGUUGUUAAUGUCUUGGCAUGAUCUUUCUGGUACUUGGUCUUGGGCUAGUCCUCAAGAAUGGAUGCAAAUGAUUGACUUGGCAUCUUCCUUUGCAGAUAUUAUCAAGCUUGUCGGUACUGCUAAGGAUAUUAAAGAUAACUUGGAACUUGAGAAUUUCCGCAAGUCCGUAACCAGUACGAUGAAAAUUCCUUUAAUUGCUAUUAAUAUGGGUGGCAAGGGACAACUUUCGAGAGUGUUCAACAAGUUCUUAACGCCCGUAACUCACCCUGAUUUGCCUUCUAAAGCUGCGCCAGGUCAAUUGAGUGUAAAGCAGUUGAAUGAGGCUUUGGCUUUGAUUGGUGAGAUUGUUCCCAAGAAUUUCUAUGUCUUUGGUAAGCCGAUUUCGCAUUCGCGAUCACCAGUACUUCACAAUACUGCGUACAAGUUAUUGGGUCUACCUCAUUCUUACGAAGCUUACGAAACUGAUACUGUUGAGGAAGUAGAAGGUAUACUUCGUAGCCCUGACUUUGGUGGAGCCAAUGUUACCAUUCCUUACAAAUUGCCUAUCAUGCAAUAUAUGGAUGAUUUAAGUCACGAAGCAAGAUUUUUUGGAGCUGUGAAUACUGUCAUUCCUUCCAUGAAGGAAGGAAAAUUGCACCUUCGAGGUGACAAUACCGACUGGCGUGGUAUUUAUGAUACCUUUACUGCUGCUUUAGAUGGAAUGUCUUUGGCAGAAUCCAGCGCUUUAGUAAUUGGUGCAGGUGGCACAAGUCGGGCUGCUAUCUACACACUUCAUCGUUUGGGUGUUUCACAAAUUUACCUUGUGAACCGCACUUUAGCUAACUCAUAUGCCGUUCAAAAUGUAUUCCCUCCUGAGUACAAUAUUAAGGUGUUGGAUGCCGAUAAGGUAACAUCCGAAGACUUGAAUGGUGUUUCAAUUGCUUCAGCCAUAUCAACCGUUCCCGCGGACAAGGCACUCCCUGAAAGCGUAGAUCGUUUGGUGAAGGCUUUGAUUGCCACUGGAGAUAGACAGUCCAUAUUUUUGGAUAUGGCUUACAAGCCAUUGCACACUCCUUUGAUGGGUGUUGCUUCUGAACAUGGAUGGCGCUGCUCUAGCGGUUUAGAGGUUUUGGUGCGUCAAGGACUUGCCUCUUUUCAAAUGUGGACUGGUAUGAAUCCUCCUUUUUCGCCGGUAUAUAAGAAGGUGAUUGAAUAAAUAAGUCAACGUUAGCUUACUUUGAAUAAAACUUUUUUGGCGUCAAAUAAUUAGAAGGUAUGGUAUGGUAUAGCUGCGU
This is a messenger RNA of Schizosaccharomyces octosporus yFS286, 4866 nucleotides long. Its product is annotated as pentafunctional aromatic polypeptide Aro1. The coding region runs from base 69 to 4787 and encodes 1572 amino acids. The transcript has a single exon. NCBI's taxonomy places the organism in Eukaryota, Fungi, Ascomycota, Schizosaccharomycetes, Schizosaccharomycetales, Schizosaccharomycetaceae. Gene Ontology annotation, molecular function: 3-phosphoshikimate 1-carboxyvinyltransferase activity; shikimate kinase activity; 3-dehydroquinate synthase activity. Gene Ontology annotation, biological process: aromatic amino acid biosynthetic process; chorismate biosynthetic process. The record is from RefSeq and is a predicted model, not a curated record. Gene Ontology annotation, cellular component: cytoplasm.